GUGUCCGAUGUUUGUAUGAUAAUCAUAAGUUAUAACCGUGUUUUUGCCUUUUCCAGUAAGUAUUUGCAGAACGAUCCUGCGAAGCCUUCGCAGCUUAGCUUCGACAGAUGUCGGUUCAACGAAUCGAGCUGUUACACGUCCGAGCACAGCGAGCAGUUUAUUAUCGCUGUAUACAACCACUUAGCUUGGGAAGUGACUGAGGCCAUAAGGAUUCCUGUUAUGGAAGGAAAUUAUGAAGUUUACGCUCCGAAUGGUGAUAAGAUCACAUCGCAGCUAGUCGACAUACCUGUUGUGGUCCAAUCAAUACCCACUCGCAAAUCGGGGGCAACACACGAAAUCUUCUUCAUCGCCAAACUCCACCCAGUCUCAUACAAAACAUUCUACAUAAGAAAAACCAAUCGUAACAAACGCUCAGCUUACGACGUUAAAAAUCCUAAUGACUAUGAAUAUUGGAGCGAUGUCAAAGAAAGGGCUGUGAUUGAUAUUGCAAACCUAGACGAGGCGAAGCAUGGGAAAACUGUAUUCACGCCUAUAUACGAGUCUAGACGUAAUAAUAUAAACGUAUUCGACGAUUCCAUAAUAGACGACGAUGUUGAUAGAACAAAAGAGAUCGAUCAAUUGGUUCAAAUUAUUCAAGAACACAAGAAAAAGAAACUCAACCAAGUCAAGUUGAGGACGGCUAUUGAUGACGACAUGAAGAUGUUAGGUGAUGAUCCGAUGGUGGUUAACAGUUAUUCUGAUAAUUCUUAUUUGGAGAAUGAGCACAUUAAACUCCACGUCAGCCCCAAUGGAGAAAUAACCCGCUUGACUCGAAAGGAUGGCACAGAAAUACAAUUUGCCGUCCAGUUCUCGUACUACCCCGGUGCUCUAGGAAACAAUGCAGUCCCAACAAACCGCAGCUCAGGGGCUUAUAUAUUUAGACCUAACGGUACUGAGUCUAUAUCAUUGAAAUUCAACACUUCUGAAGGUCCUUCAGGGCCUGUUGUGAAAGAAUUGAGGAUAAAUGUUGCUGAAAAUGUCCAUAGUACUUUUAGGUUAUACGAUGGGCUUAACUUCUUGGAGACAGAAUGGGUCGUUGGUCCUAUAGAUGUUAGUGAUGAUAUAGGGAAGGAGUUCGUUGUCAAAUAUUUGACAGAUUUGGCUAAUAAUGGGGAGUUUUACACGGAUUCUAAUGGUCGACAGGCUAUGAAAAGAAAACUAAAUAUGAGACCUCAAUGGGACUUGACUGUAGAAGAACCAAUAGCUGGAAAUUAUUAUCCUAUUACCAACAAAAUUUACAUAAACGAUGAGAAACAUAAAUUUGCAGUUCUGACAGAUAGAGCUCAAGGUGGUACUUCGCUUUCUGAAGGCGAAGUUGAAAUUAUGUUACAUAGAAGGCUGUUACAUGAUGACGCGUUUGGAGUAGGAGAAGCACUAAAUGAAGAAGCCAAUGGAAAGGGUUUGGUUGUAAGAGGUAGACAUAGAUUGUUUUUGUCUGAAGCAGAGAGCAAAGUUGAUUGCAUGGAAGAAAAGAAGCAGGUUUUGCAGUUCCAUUUGCAACCUAUAGUUCUGAUAGCUGAUGCAACUAAAUUCAGUCUGCAAGAUUGGUUGCAGUUGCCUAGCAAGGCGUUCUCUUGGGCUAAUAGUUUGCCCAAAGGUGUGCAUUUGCUAACUGUUGAGCCUUGGGGAAAGAAGUCUUUAUUAUUGAGGCUGGAAAACUAUUUGGAGAUCGGAGAUCAGGAGAACACUACAGUAGAGGUCAAUCUAGAUGCGAUAUUUAAAGGUCUCACAGUCAAACGUGCGAGCGAAACGAUGUUAGCUGCCAAUUUAUGGGUAGAUGAAAAGAGGAAGUGGUCUUGGAAUAAAGAGAACGGAUUUUCAGUGAACUUUAAUGAAGAAUAUGGAGAACUUAACAAUGUGGAAAAGUCUAAUGACGAAGACGAAGAUAUUCAUGACGACGGCUUGUUGAUUCGUCUUAAGGCGAAGCAAAUUAAAACUUACGUUGUUGAUUUUAAUUAUAAUUAAAUACAUUGUAAAGUGCUACUUUUUGCGUUAAAUAAAAAACGACCAAACGCUAUCACAUUGAAACAAGUCACAAGAGCCCUUAAUAACUGCAACUUAUAUCGGUUUUUAGCCCAAUAAAAGAUGGUCAAAUUAUGUACUGUAUUCUUUAAUUACUAUUACACUGUUAAAGAAAUUUAAUAAAAAGAAAUUUGUAAGACAAAACAGAACGUUCGUUCCGUGAAGCUAGCAAAUAAAUAAUCAGAAAUAGAGGCGAAAUAAGUGCCGUCUAUCCCUGACAACUCACCAGGCAAAUGGGCCUUACAUCACUUUUAAAUAUCAACUCUCGUUUGCGCUGAAAUCACAAAUUAGAAAGCUGAAAUAGUACAGCGCCAAUAACGUACGCCCAAAAAUAUUCUGUAUUUA
Molecule: messenger RNA, 2406 nt
Organism: Hyposmocoma kahamanoa
Lineage: Eukaryota; Metazoa; Arthropoda; Insecta; Lepidoptera; Cosmopterigidae
Product: lysosomal alpha-mannosidase-like
Exons: 4
Coding region: 16-2004 (662 amino acids)
Biological process (GO): mannose metabolic process
Cellular component (GO): lysosome
Molecular function (GO): alpha-mannosidase activity; carbohydrate binding
Source: RefSeq, a predicted model, not a curated record